CAUCUGACGACGUGGCCGAGGUACGUUUGAACGCCGUGUUUCAGCGGACCGGGGCGAUUCAAACCAGGCAAACCGGCUUUGUUUAGAGCUAGUUCGGAAAUUCCUGGACUUUUAAUGCUCGAACAAAUCUUUGUAAAACUUUAAUCUCACCACUGUGUCGUAAAAGAUGUCUGGGAAAAUCAAGAACCGAAGUGCCGCGAACGCAGACUCGAUAUCUGGCGGAGUGUCCUGUGAUGAGCGCAUCUUGCGGGAUUGUCAUCAGCUGUACACGGAUCCAGACAGCGGGUUGAUAACAGUGGCUGAAUCUGUGGGUGUGAAGUUGCUGCCGCCCAGGAAAAAAAUCACUGUGAUGCUGAUGGGCAACCACUCUGCUGGGAAAAGCUCCUUUAUCAACUGGUACGUAGAGGAGCACAUCCAACGCACUGGAGUGGCCAUUGAGACUCAAGGCUUCAGCUUUGUUACAAGUGGACGCAAGAGAGAAUCUCUCACAGGAAAUGCCACUCUUCAUCUAUAUCCACAUUUCAAGCCUUUGCAAGAGUUUAAAGGUGUUUCAGAGUACUUGAGCACAGAGAUCUGCACAUCACGACAGAAACGCUUCAGCCUGGUGACAUUUGUGGAUUCUCCUGGCUUGGUGGAUGGUGAUAUGAAGUAUCCGUUUGACGUGGAUGAAGUGGUUCUGUGGCUGGGUGACCUCUGUGACCUUAUUCUGGUCUUCUUCGACCCCAUGGGUCAGGCUCUGUGCAAGCGUACCCUCAACAUUGUGGAGAGCCUGAAUGAAAAACAUGGAGACCGACUGCGGUUUUACCUGAGCAAGGCUGACGAGGCCGGAGGAGAAUCUGACCGACAGAGAGUAAUGAUGCAGAUUGUCCAGGAACUCUGCAAACGACCGGGACUCAACAAAUGUGGUUUUGACAUGCCAACUAUCUACAUUCCUAAUCCAAACAAGCCAAGUCGCUGUGUCAACCAGAUUGAAGAGGUUUGUCGCACCAUUGAGAAAACUAUCAACCAAACAGUCCAGACUACACUGAACUCUUUGGAGAAGGACUGCGAGCUCAUCAGCGAGGCCAUUACCGACACUAUCAAUACUGACAGGCAGACCACGAUGGAGAACCGACGUGCACGAUGCAAGAGCUGCUUCCUGACUCUGCUGGGUUUCAGCAUCCCAAUGGCCUUGAUGGCCAUACUGGUGCUGGGCGCUCUGUCCAAGGAACUGCUGGAGAUGGCUCUGGGCCCUCAAGGAACAGAGGCUCUCUCGCUCUACCUGACUCCCAUAGUGAGAAUAUUUGACUCCCUCUCUGUGGAGCAGCAGCUGUACAGCUGUGUUGGACUGGUCCUUACCUCCUUCCUCAUGCUCAUCAUUGCUCGCUUUUCCUUCAGAACUCGACCAACUCUGUCAGGCAAACAGAAGAGGCAACUGCAGGAGAAGCUGGAGUAUGUUCAGGAGGUGGUCAAGACCAAAAAGAAAAAGCUCUAUGAAGACUAUCUGCGGCAGAGUGUCAGCGAUCACGACAUGGGCUUGUAAAAAAACGAGUCGAACGAAAGCAUUUCCAGGACCAGAUGAAAGAUUUCACACCAGCUGCCAUGUCACCCAGACCACUUCAUAUUUGUUACAAGCACAGGGUACAUUGAUAGAAGCCCAUGCGAGUUCUGGUGCAUUCAUAAAGCCGGUUAACCUUUUAGAUGAUGUUACCUCUGUGAAAACUGUUAAACCAAACUACCUGCUUUUGUUACUGAUCACUUACUUAGCUGUAAGCAUUUAUCUUUGUCUUCUGUGCCUCUGCUCCACUCCACUUUAUGAUAUUUAAAACUUUCCAGACUAUUUAUAAUAUUCAGAGAAAUUGUAUUUUGGUUUAACAGCAUAUAGCACUGGUUUACGUGAGUCACUUUAGAUGAGCUACUGUUUUUCAGGACCUUCACCAGCAUUUUAUACAGUACUUGGGAUCAUGAAGUUACAGUUUUGUACAAAUCCAGUUUUGUACAAAUCCAGUUCACGUCUCGAAUGUCUGUGGGUUAGAUAAGUAGAAUAUUCAAUCAUCUGGCCGACUCCUGCUGUAGAGGAUUGUGAACCUGCAAUCAAAAGUCAGUGAAGAUAUCAGUGACCAAUUUUGUAUUUUCUUUCUACAUUGUGACCAUGUUUGAAAUACAGCUGAUUAAAUAAAAGACAGUGUUCAAUA
Messenger RNA from Acanthochromis polyacanthus (spiny chromis), 2174 nucleotides. RefSeq lists its product as uncharacterized. The record is from RefSeq and is a predicted model, not a curated record. The transcript has 12 exons. Gene Ontology annotation, molecular function: GTPase activity. The coding region runs from base 167 to 1522 and encodes 451 amino acids. NCBI's taxonomy places the organism in Eukaryota, Metazoa, Chordata, Actinopteri, Pomacentridae.